AAUUGCAGCAUAAACACUGCUGCGUUCUGCUGUCAACAAAUUAACAACUUUUUGGCGAGGCAAUUUAGGAUAGGUACAAUUUCCAGCUCCUUGGACACACGGGCAAUCUAGCUAAUCGAUUGGAUUUGGUGCAUAGCGUAGGGUGCGUCCGAUGUCGAUGUUUGUCGUUUGAAUGUGUAUUUCGUCGUUUGGUGUGUCUUCUGUCCCUUCCAAAACCACACGCUUCCCGUAAGAUUGUGCAGCGUAAAGUGUCGUUUUGUGUUAUUAAAUGUGCUCAUAGUAGAACCCCUUUCGCUAGCUAACUCUGUAUCAUUUUGUCCGGUGUCCCCCAUACUAAUUUGGUCAACGUGAGCACACAUUUAGUUAGGCAUGGCGUCACCCUUCCGCUAUACGCACGCAAUCACUGCCAGAAUUCCAUUAUCUUUAAGAACGCGCGGAGAAAUCGAUCUGGAAGAGGCCAAACUGCAGCAUGAAAGUUAUGUGAAAAUGCUGCGCGAUCUAGGACUGGAUGUGAUAGAACUGCCACCGGAUGAAAAUUUACCUGAAUGUCCGUUCGUUGAAGACUGCGCCGUAGUAUGUAAUGGAAUAGCGUUAAUUUGCCGACCCGGUGAUCCGCAUCGGGUGCAGGAAGUCGAAGCCGUGCGGGCUGUGCUGAAGAAGGAACUGGAUCUUCCCUUAGCCGAAAUAGCCGAUCCCAACGCUAGACUGGAUGGCGGCGACGUGCUCUUUACCGGGCGCGAGUUUUUCGUUGGUCUCAGUAAGUGGACCAAUGAAGCGGGUGCUCGUGCGGUGGCGGCCGCCUUUCCCGAAUAUCCCUGCGUUCCGAUAAAGGUAUCAGAGCAUCAUCAUCUCAAGUAUUACGUUUCCAUGGGUGGACCGGACGUUCUCUGUGUUAGCCGCAGCAAGGAAUCGCAAGAGAUCUUGAAGCGAAUCGAGCGCGAAGCUACCUUCACGUACCACACGCUGACACUGCAGGAAGAGACCGCAGCGAACGUGCUGUACAUCAACGGUACGCUCGUUACACGAUCCGUCGAUGAAAUUCCAAUCUCAACGCAGAUUUUAUCGCAGAAGCUCGACAAUCCGCGCCAGAUGCUGUACAUGUCCGAGCUGGGCAAGUUUUCCAACGGUCUUACCGCCUGUUCCAUUCUGGUCAAACGUUCCAAGCACAUCAAAAGCCUGUGAGUGAGCAUCGAGAACACAUCGACAGAAUCCAGUUAAGGGAUGCAGCAGCACAUUACACGUUUCCUUGUUUGUUAUCUAACUUAGUUUGUCCUGUGUGUUGUAGUACAACAAAAAAGCCUCUUUUCCGCAGCUAUUCCCAUGACCAACGACAAACCGUUUUUAUCAGUGUGGGAAGUGGUGGGGUUGGGUUUCCUCCAAAUUUGUAGCUCUAAUUAUUUAUUUUCUAUAUAACUUUUUCUUCUAAGUAGUGCGUACUGCACCAACUUAUAAAAGUAUUAAUUUUAUGUUUCAAGUGACAAGGGAAUUUGCACCGCCACCGGAUUGUUUUCGUUUCACAACUCCAAAAGCCUCAAUUUCCAUUUUUUGACGACAUUUGCGUAGCAUCAUACUGAACUAACGCGCACAUUUACUUGAACAGAUCUGUUUUCCUUCACCAAACCGUCUGUCGAUACUAGUCACCUGAACAAUGGGCAUUACAGAGUUCAAAUCAUUAAAGUAUUUCUUCUUUUUUCUAGCUUGUUUUUUUUUUAAAUGGUCUGUAAGCAGAAAAAUACAUUUGUUCCACUGAUAUUAACCCUAUCGAAAGUAAUCUCUAUUUAAAUGAAACGUGAAAACUGAACACCUUUUACUCUACGCUGCUAUAAUUGAUAUUUUUAUCGCUUGUGUAUGCUCCUCUCUUGAGAAAGGUUGAAUUGUGAAAAAUUCAAACUGUAUUUUCGCGGUACCCCAACAAAUAUAAGCAAAGGAGAGAAGAAAAAAAGAAACAACAAUAUUUACAACGAUACUACCUAGUUCUGCAUAACUUUGGAGUGUGUAUACUCACACGAAAUCUGUAACGCAACAGUGUAAUUCUUCUCUAGCAAUAUAGCCUAUACGUUACGUUACACCAACUAAAAACUUUUGGCAAAUGAAUAAAAGAUGAUUGUAGCUUCUCCAUAACCA
Molecule: messenger RNA, 2124 nt
Organism: Anopheles stephensi (Asian malaria mosquito)
Lineage: Eukaryota; Metazoa; Arthropoda; Insecta; Diptera; Culicidae
Product: N(G),N(G)-dimethylarginine dimethylaminohydrolase 1
Exons: 5
Coding region: 370-1182 (270 amino acids)
Biological process (GO): positive regulation of nitric oxide biosynthetic process; arginine metabolic process
Molecular function (GO): amino acid binding; dimethylargininase activity
Source: RefSeq, a predicted model, not a curated record